Messenger RNA from Botrytis porri, 507 nucleotides. RefSeq lists its product as uncharacterized. The record is from RefSeq and is a predicted model, not a curated record. The transcript has 2 exons. Bases 1 to 507 code for a protein of 168 amino acids. NCBI's taxonomy places the organism in Eukaryota, Fungi, Ascomycota, Leotiomycetes, Helotiales, Sclerotiniaceae.
AUGAAGUUCACAAACGCAAUCGCUCUCGCCAUGUUGGCUGCUACUGCCACCGCCGUCGCGGUCCCAGAGCCAUGGUGCGGAAGACCCGGACAACCAUGCAAGCGUGAGGCCGUCGCCGUCGCUGCCCCAGUCGCUGAGGCAUGGUGCGGACGCCCCGGACAACCAUGCAAGCGUACCCCAGAAGCCGAAGCUUGGUGUGGACGUCCCGGACAACCAUGUAAACGUACUCCUCUCGCCGAGGCCGAGGCCGAAGCUUGGUGCGGACGCCCAGGACAACCUUGCCGUGCCGUUAAGCGUGCUGCCGAAGCGAUUGCUGAGGCGCUUGCUGAGCCCACUGCUGAAGCCUGGUGCGGACGCCCCGGUCAACCAUGCAAGCGCGAAGCUCUUGCUGAGGCGGAGGCCAAUGCUGAGGCAUGGUGCGGACGCCCAGGACAACCUUGCCGCAAGGCCAAGAGAGAUGCGUUCGCUUUGGCUUACGCUGCCGAUAUUGCGCUUGCGCAAUUGUAA